Exaiptasia diaphana is the source of this 1476-nucleotide messenger RNA. RefSeq lists its product as uncharacterized. Bases 1 to 1476 code for a protein of 491 amino acids. Lineage: Eukaryota; Metazoa; Cnidaria; Anthozoa; Actiniaria; Aiptasiidae. The record is from RefSeq and is a predicted model, not a curated record. The transcript has a single exon.
AUGCCAAAACCUGUCAAUUGCUGCGUUCCUGGGUGGUUUAAUAACUUCAGAAAUUCUACUGGUCUUCAGUAUUACAGGAUUCCAAAGGAUAGUCAACUGAGAAAGCAAUAUGUUCGCCUUAUCAGAAACCAAACACUGAAAGUAAAUAGUGAUAACACAAGAAUCUGCUCUCAACAUUUUGAAGGUGGAAGGAAAAACAAUCCAGAACAUUUACCAUCAAUCUUUCCUUGGUCAAAGCCGAAAGAAAGCCGUCGACAACUCAUUAGAAAAGAACCUUUGCAGAGCACCAGCAGUAUAAACACACAACAAAGCGAGUCGAUGUCGGAUGCCAUGGAAACAAGUGCCGACACUGAGCUUGCAGAAAGCCCAUCUUUUAAAGAUCAAGGAACUCAAAGUUUUGYACAUAAUAUGUGCGAUCAAUCAACACAAACAGAGGCAUUUGAUGUAGCUCAGAACGAGAUCUCUAUUCGUGAGAUGAAYGCGACKAUCGAACGACUAACGGARGAGGUCGAACGAYUAAAGAAGGAGUUGUCUCWGGCGCAACAUCGACUUAAAGAAUACAGAUUUGACAUUGAAACAUUUAAAGAUAGUGCAACCGAUAUUGCAUUCUACACGGGGUUUAGUGACUACGAAACAUUGAUUUUAUGCUAUAGUAUUGUGGAAGAGUCAUCUAAGAACCUUAACUAUGGAUCGUACGAAAAACAAACAGAAGAUGGGAAGAUAGGCAGACGAAGAAAGUUGACAAACUUCCAAGAGUUUAUCCUCGUUGCAAUGAAGCUGCGACUUGGUCUUUUUAAUAGAGAUCUUGCAUAUCGCUUUAAAGUCCACGAGAACACUGUGUCCUUAAUUUUUAGGACUUGGAUCCGAUUCUUGAGAGAUGAACUCGAGCCACUAAUCAUGUUACCACCAAGAGAAAUCCUGAAACAGCACAUGCCUCCUCUCUUUACAAUGAACUACCCAAACACAGCACUUAUUAUCGAUUGCACUGAAUUUGAAAUGGAAAGACCAUCUUCGCUAGAUAAUCAGUCUGCAUGUUAUUCACMAUAUMAGUCAAGAACAACCAUGAAGGCUUUGAUUGGAAUAACCCCAAGUGGAGCUACAGCCUUUGUCAGUGAGCUUUACCCAGGCAGCAUAUCAGACAAGGAGAUUGUAAAGAGGAGUGGUUUACUCCAUGUACUGCAACCAGGUGAUGAAAUCAUGGCAGAUAAAGGAUUUCUCAUUAAAGAUGAAUUAGCUUCUGUAGGAGCAACACUAGUCCUUCCUAAAUUUCUGCAAGGUAAAAAACAAUUCAACACAGACGAGGCRGCACAUAAUAAGAAAGUUGCAAGUCUGCGCGUCCAUGUUGAGAGGUGCAUGGAAAGGAUAAAGAACUGGCACAUCCUGGACAGAAGAUUUACUGUAACUUCAGCCCCACUUGCAACAGACAUUAUUGUUUUAUCUGCAUUCACUAAUUUCUUACCCCCUUUAAUAUCUUAA